This is a messenger RNA of Ceraceosorus guamensis, 1758 nucleotides long. RefSeq lists its product as hypothetical. Gene Ontology annotation, molecular function: 2-(3-amino-3-carboxypropyl)histidine synthase activity. Bases 1 to 1758 code for a protein of 585 amino acids. NCBI's taxonomy places the organism in Eukaryota, Fungi, Basidiomycota, Exobasidiomycetes, Ceraceosorales, Ceraceosoraceae. The transcript has 5 exons. The record is from RefSeq and is a predicted model, not a curated record. Gene Ontology annotation, biological process: protein histidyl modification to diphthamide.
AUGUCGCCCAGUGCCACUCGCAAUCUCAAUGCGGGAGCGGUGCCCGCUGCAAUCUUGGAGGAUGCAGCGCUCAACGCUUGCAUAGAUGCGCUGCUCCCUCGCACUUACAGCUUUGAGAUCCACAAGACGAUUCAUCAGAUCAGGUUCUACGGCUGCAGCAUGGUAGCUCUGCAGAUGCCUGAGGGCUUGACUCUCUGGUCAACUGCAAUUUGCGACAUCAUCGAGAGAUUCACAGAGGCUGGAACGCUCAUCAUGGGCGAUGUCACCUAUGGAGCAUGCUGCGUCGACGAUUACACUGCAAGGGCUUUAGGCGCCGAUCUGCUCAUCCACUACGGACACAGCUGCCUAGUCCCGGUCGAUCAGACCUCGAUCAGGACGCUAUACGUCUUUGUGGAGAUUGCCAUCGAUGCCGCUCAUCUAGCAUCAACAGUCCGCGCCAACUUUCCCUCGUCGCGCGAAGAGUUUCGCAGGAGAAUCUUGUCGGAUGAAAUCCAAUCAGAUCCUCCAGCUGCAACGAGCUCGAGAAGCGUCAGGCAUGUGAAUGUGCAACUGGAAGCGGAAGGGUGUGCUCGAGAGGAGGACGCUAAGCUCAAGAUCGCCAUGGUCGGGACUGUUCAAUUCAUUGCAGCGUUGCAGGGUCUCAAAGAAGACCUGGAGGAGCCUUGGCCAACAGAGGAUUUCAUGCAGGGCAGCACGGCUAGGCUAGCAAUCGAGGGAAGCACUUCUGCACAUCAGCAAGAUUCUUCUCCACCGAGGUACGACAGGGGCGCAUACGCACCGCUUAUUCCUCAGAUCAGGCCCCUCUCUCCAGGCGAGAUUCUGGGAUGCACAUCACCUGUGCUCCCCGCCGAUACAGAUCUGGUACUUUACGUAGGGGACGGCCGCUUUCAUCUGGAAAGCGUCAUGAUUGCCAAUCCAAGGGUUCCCGCAUUCAGGUUCGACCCGUACGAUAGGGUCUUUGUGAGGGAAUUCUACGACCACGAGAGAAUGCGAAAGGAUAGGAGCGAUGCGGUCAAGAUGGCCAGGGCUGGUACUGCUACCGUCUCUGCUUCGAGACGGAAGGCAGAAGCGCCAUCGAUCCAAUUCGGUGGGGAAAUUCACACGGUGCAAGCCGCUACGCAAGUGGUACAGCAGCCCAAGGCUGCUGGUUGGGGUGUGAUCCUAGGCACGUUAGGCCGACAAGGCUCCCUCUCCGUCCUAUCCAACAUCUCCACCAUCCUUUCGCAGAGCUCUCGUUGCAUCCCAGUAGUUCCCAUCCUCCUCUCGGAACUCUCGCCCGCCAAAUUGGCCCUUUUUGGGCCUCACCUGGACGCUUUCGUUCAGAGCUCUUGUCCUCGGUUGUCCAUAGACUGGGGCAGCGCUUUUGAGAAACCUCUGUUGAGUCCUUAUGAGGCUGCGGUGGCUGUGGACAAGACGAGGGGAUGGGACGAGAUCAGGGGAGAAGGUGUGGGUAUGGGGGCCCAUUCAUCAGAGAGCGAGGAGAGAGAGGCAAACGAAAAUGAUCGUGAUGGGACAGAAGGACUGAGAUCAGGCUCGGAAGCGGAUUACCCCAUGGACUUUUAUGCGGACGAUUCUAGAGGCCCUUGGACGCCUAGACAUGGGAUGGCAGUCAAGAAGAGGUCGACGGCGCAAAAUGGAGGUCUGAGCAACAAGGCUUUGCUCAGGAAAGCUGCUGCUGCGCGAGCUCAAGCACAAGCUCAAACACAGACGCAGACGCAGACACAGACACGGACAUCUCCCCCCAACCAGGCGAUUUGA